Rotaria socialis is the source of this 1734-nucleotide messenger RNA. NCBI's taxonomy places the organism in Eukaryota, Metazoa, Rotifera, Eurotatoria, Philodinida, Philodinidae. The record is from the annotation of a GenBank genome assembly.
AUGGCAUUAACUUUGACGAAUAACUCCAUGGCAACUCUCUCAAGUAAUGAUGCAUGCACAUGCAGUUAUAAUCUUGAAGCAUUUUCCCUUAUUUGGCUCGAUUCUAAUGCAAAUAAUGAUGAACAAAAUCAUGAUGCCCAACAAAAACUACGUAGCAUUAUCAAUACUAUCAAGACAUUUGAUGAUAGCAAAGAAUGUCAGCAAUAUAUAGAAAAAAUGUCGAAAGAUGAUCGACUGAUACUCAUCGUUAGUGAUCAAUGGGCACGAGAAUUUGUACCUCGAAUUCAUGAAUUUCGUCACGUUUCGUUCAUAGCACUGUAUUUCACAAAGAAAAGUAUAGAAAAAGAAUGGAUUAAAGAGUUCAAAAAGGUCAGAAUUGUCACUAAUCGGCUCGAUGAGCUUAUUUCUGGAAUUCAAUCAACUCAGAAAUGUCGACUGAAAAUCGAGACUCCUUUGCCAAUGAAUAUUUUUAGAACUGACAGCGUAAUAGAUCAGUCGACAACAGAACUAAACGGUCAAUUCAUUCAUGCGCAACUCCUUAUAGACUGUUUUCUUAGGAUGGCGACUGGUGAAAAAGAAAAACAGCAGUUUAUUUCUCUAUGUGAAAGUCAAUACAAAGAUAGUAGAAGUCAAAUAGCCAUUAUUGAACAAUUCAAAAACACCUACUCACCUGAUCGAGCCUUAUGGUGGUAUACCUGUGAAUCAUUCUUAUACAAAAUGUUAAAUAAAGCGUUACGCGUUCAAAAUAUUGAUGUCUUGUUUUUGUUUCACUGGUUUAUUCGUGAUCUUCAUCAACAGUUGGAGAGUUGUCGAUGCCAUUAUCGAGUUCGAGUGUAUCGUGGCCAAUUAAUAUCAAGUGAUGAGUUACACAAUCUCAAACAAUCAAUCGGUCAAUUAAUUUCCAUCAAUUCGUUUUUCUCCACCACUGUUGAUCGUGAAUUAGCUCUUUUUAUUUUGGGCGAUACAGCUCAAAUCUACGAUUUAGAGCCACUACUAUUCGAGAUCGACGCUGAUCCUUCUGCCAUGACCACAAAGCCGUUUGCGGAUAUUUCACCAUAUAGCCAAUUCCACGAAUCGGAGGUCCUUUUUAUGAUAGGAUCUAUUUUUCGUGUGGCAGAUGUACACCGUAGUGAGGGUCGACAAUGGAUCAUUCAAAUGACAUAUUGUAACGAUGACGAUCAUGAUUUAAAGCAAUUAUUUGAACAUAUGAGAAAAGAAAAUGGAAUGGGUGACACACAUAUGGGAUCAUUUGGCGCACUACUCCAGAAAAUGGGCAAACUCAAUUCAGCCGAAAAGUACUAUCGUCAUUUGUGGAAUGAACUUCCAUCAGACCAUCCAUUCCUUGUGACCUUGUAUCUCAAUCUCGGUAUUGUACUUUACGAUAAAGGUGAAUAUGACAAUAGUCUUCAAUUAUUUCAGAAGUCGUUAGAAAUAACAAAAAGACAUAUGUCAUCUGAUUAUCAAAGCAUAGGGGAAACGUAUAAUUGGAUUGGAGAAGCUUUUCGACAGAAAAAUGACAUACCUCGAGCUGUUGAGUUUUACAAUAUGGGUAUUGCAAUAUUUCGAGAAGCUAACGAUGAACAAAAUCUAAAGGCAGCUCCUUUGUUUGGAAACAUGGGAACAGUGCUUCAACAACAAAUGAAAUUGUCCGACUCCCUCACUUUCCGCGAAAAGGCGCUCGCUAUUCAACAAAAGCAUUUACCGAUGUAUCAUCCAGAUCUUGGUAUAAGCUGA